AUGGUUCCGGACUUUGAGGACAACGUUCUUGACGCUGAGGACAAGAUCCCUGACGUUGAGGGCAAGGUUCUUUACCUCGAGGACAAGGUUCCUGACGCAGAGGACAAGAUUUCUGACGUUGAGGACAAGGUUCUUGACGUCGAGGACAAGGUUCCUGACGCUGAGGACAAGGUUACUGACGUUGAGGACAAGGUUCCCGACGCUGAGGACAAGGUUCUUGACGCUGAGGACAAGGCACCUGACGCUGAGGACAAGGUACCCGACGCUGAGGACAAGGUUCCUGAUGCUGAGGACAAGGUUGUUGACGUUGAGGACAAGGCGCCUGACGCUGAGGACAAGGUUCCUGACGAUGACGACAAGGUUCCUGACGUCGAGGUCAAGGUUCCUGACGUUGAGGACAAAGUUCCUGACGCUGAGGACAAGGUUUUUGACGCUGAGAAGAAGGUUCCUGACGCUGAGGACAAGGUUCCUGACGCCGAUGACAAAGUUCGUGACGCUGAGAACAAGGUUCUUGACCCUGAGGACAAGGUUCCUGAUGCUGAGAAGGUUCCUGACGCUGAGGACAAGGCUCCUGACGUUGAGGACAAGGUUUCUGACGCUGAGUACAAGGUUCCAGACGCUGAGGACAUGGUUCCUGACUUUGAGGACAACGUUCUUGACGCUGAGGACAAGAUCCCUGACGUUGAGCACAAGGUUCCUGACGUCGAGGACAAGGUUCCUGACGCUGAGGACAAGGUUGCUGACGUUGAGGACAAGGUUCUUGACGCUCAGGACAAGAUUCCUAACGUUGCGGACAAGGUUCCUGACGUCGAGGACAAGGAUCCUGACGCUGAGGACAAGGUUGCUGACGUUGAGGACAAGGUUCCUGACGCUGAGGACAAGGUUCUUGACGCUGAGGACAAGGUACCUGACGCUGACGACAAGGUUCCCGAUGCUGAGGACAAGGUUGUUGACGCUGAUAAAAAGGUUCCUGACGUUGAUGACAAGGUUCCUGACGCUGAGGACAAGGUUCCUGACGAUGAGGACAAGGUUCAUGACGUCGAGGUCAAGGUUCCUGACGUUCAGGACAAGGUUCCUGACGCUGAGGACAAGGUUUUUGACGCUGAGAAGAAGGUUCCUGACGCUGAGGACAAGGUUCCUGACGCCGAUGACAAGGUUCGUGACGCUGAGGACAAGGUUCUUGACCCGGUGGCCGGACAUUUUGCCGAAAGACACUUUGCCGAAAGACAUUUUGCCGAAAGACAUUUUGCCGAACGGACAUUUUGCCGACGGACCUUUUGGCGGACGUUUUGCCGAACGGACAUUUUGCCGAAUGUACAUUUUGCCGAACGGACAGUUUGGCGAACGGACAUUUUGCCGAAAAUAGAGAUAUCUUCUGAACUUUAAAGGUUCGCUUACACGGCCAAAGUCUCUGUGAUUAAAGUCAUUAAUUGUCGAUUUUGAUGACAGAAACUUUGAUAAUGAAGUAUAGUUUCGUUUUAUAUUCUUUCAAGUUUUUGACAAGUUUACCGAAAAUUCUCUAUAUAAAGAAUAACAUCAUUCAACAUCAUUCAUGAAUGUGAUUUCCUCGAGAACUGUGAAUGUAUUCCAUGAUUCUCGAAGUGAAAUUCGCUUACGUCGUCUUUAUAUAGUUUACGCUUGUUUGUUUACGAUCUAACGUCAAAACACGUUCCUAACAAAUGAGUCAUCCGCUGCACAAACAAGCUACCAAUAGUCAAUAUGGUUAUGCACUGCUAACAACCAUUACGCACUGUUAAUGACCAUUAUCACUGCUAAUGACCAUUGCGACCGAUCCUAUGCAAAAACCGUGUUAAGCCUUGAUGCCCUAAACCCUGACCAGGUGAAUCCCCGAUCGGAUAGGUCAAUCAGCGAGUCAAAUCUAAAGCAUUCUUCGUCCCCUCAUCUUCCAGCCCCGAGACCCUCAAGUCUUAGACACGGUCAAGGUACAAACCCCUUAGAGUUUCGAAGGCACCAUUGUAGCCGGUAUCCUUUUUUAAAACGUUGUCGUGUCAUUCCUUCGUAUCGGACAGCCCACCGCCACCACUCUCUAGAGUGGUUGGCCCAUCUCCACACAGUGGCCUGUUUGACGAGUCAGCAGCAGACAAUAUGAUGAAAAUACUUGUUAGAAUCACUUCACGUCAGAGACCAUCACGUCAGAGACUGUCAUAUCAACUAACCAUUAAUAAUUCUUCUAGUGUUAACAAUAACUUGCAAAAUAGAAAUCUUGUUCGUGUUCCUUUGUCCAACCCUGCCUCUCCAAACGCUUCCGCACUCUCGUGGUCACUCACGUCGAAAACCACUAAUGAUACGGCCUCAGCCCAUUUAACAAAAAAGUCAGAUAACAGCCUCAGUACCCUUCCAGGUCUCAAACUGGUCCACCUAAACAUCCGCCCUCUGAAAAAUAACGCCCAUUUUUUAGAAUUACGUAAGUUUACCAAAUUUAACAAAAUUGACGUCCUUACAGUAUCAGAGACAUGGUUAAAUACCUCCGUCACGAACAAGGAAAUAGAAAUCGAAGGUUAUAAGCUACAUCGUUUAGACCGACUGCACAAGAAAGGGGGCGGGGUAUGUGCUUACAUACGAAAAGAUAUUAAAUCUCUUGUACUUAAAGACCUCAGUUAUAUCUCCGAGACGAAUUUCCAUCAAUUAUGGAUCAAAUUACAGCACAAAAAAUCUAAAUCACUGUUGGUCUGUGUCUCUUAUCGACCCCCAGACAGCCCGCUUGACUGCUUCGAAAAAUAUUUUAAACCUAAUUAUGUUCAUGCUCUGACGAUGGGAAAGUUGAUCAUUCUUCUUGGAGACCUAAACUGCGAUAUGCUUAAGUCCACACCUGGAUCAGCGUCUUUGAUCAAGACGACAAAAGAACUCAACCUUAACCAGUUAAUAAAAUCACCAACAAGAAUUACUGAAUCCAGUCAGACCCUCGUCGACGUUAUUUUAGUAUCCUCGCCAAGACUUGUAGUCAACAGCGGCGUCAAAGAAACCUGUAUCAGCGAUCAUUUCCCUGUGUAUGUAUCACUAAAACUUAAAACCGACAAAUCUCCACCAAACUAUAUCACUACCCGCAGCUACAAUAAAUACGACCCUGAUUUGUUCGCGAUCGAUCUGGCAUCCAACCGUGAUCGUCUUGUUUCCAUUUUCAGAAUGGACAAUGUUGAUGAAAAACUAACCAUUUUUAAUGAAAUAUUUUUAAAUACAUUGGAUAAACACGCCCCAGUAAAGACCAUAAAAGUACGCGGAAAAUCUUGCCCAUUUAUCACCCCGGAAAUAAAAGCAUCCAUGAUCAAAAGAGACCAGCUCCACAGUCUUUUCAGGAAAACACGUGAUCAUUAUGAUUGGCUUAAUUUCAGAGAGGCCCGCAAUUUUACAAACACCGCACUUGUUAAUGCACAGAAAGAAUAUGUACUGAAGGAAGUUCAGCAACACAGAAACAAUACUGGGUCACUUUGGAAGGUAAUUAAAGAAAAUAUAGCGUAUAGGGAAAGAGAGUCGGUGGUCUACAGUAAGGAACCGAAAUUAGUGGCCGAAGAGUUUAAUAAUUUCUUUUCCACCAUUGGUGUGAAUGCAGCAAAGAAAGCCUCAACACUAAUACAAGAUCCUAGUGUUUAUCCAGCUCGGAAUCUUUCUGAC
Messenger RNA from Paramuricea clavata, 3630 nucleotides. Lineage: Eukaryota; Metazoa; Cnidaria; Anthozoa; Malacalcyonacea; Plexauridae. The record is from the annotation of a GenBank genome assembly.